UUUUUUUUUUUCUUCUUCUCUUUUCAUUCCCCACACAAUGCAAACUUAUGGCACACAAGUGCCGCUUACAGCACUUGAACGAGAUUUAUUACAAGCAGAUCGACCUGGUUAUGGCUCUCGCUCUAAAAUAUCCAGCGCAUUUAAUUUGGUCAAUUCCACUGUAGGAGCUGGUAUCAUUGGCUUACCCUUUGCCAUUUAUUUAGCAGGAUUUUGGACGGCUAUUGUUCUUUCAUUGUUUGUGGCUGUGAUCUCUCAAUUGGGUUUACACAUGUUGGUUGUUUCCGGUCAACGGGUGGGCGCCUACAAAUAUGCCGUCCUCAUGGAAAACGUCAUGGGAAAGACGGGUUUUUAUUUCUUAAAUUUCCUCAUUCUUGUCCAGGCCGCUGGUGCUUGUGUGAGUUAUUUUAUACUCAUUGGAGACACAAUUCCGGUUUUAUUACAGCUUUACUUUCCCGAAUACACCACGCUGACGGAAAGGUCACUUGUCAUUGCAUUGAUUGCCGUCUUUCUUGUAUUUCCAUUGAAUUUAUCAAGGUCUAUUGGUGCAGUAGCCAAUUGGUCCAUCUUAUCCGUCUUGUGUUUACCUAUUAUUCUCAUUACCUUACUGAUCAGAGCACCUGCUUAUGCAAAGUCACAUGAAUCGCCAUUGAACUGGGAAGGACCUGAUAUCUUUGGUGCACUGGGGAUUUUAGCCUUUGCAUUUGCAUGUUCUCAUGUUUGCUUUAGUGUCUUUCUCAGUCUUAAAGAUCAAACGAUUCGUUCCUGGACCAUUUCCACUACAUUGGCCACCAUUAUGAGCUGGUCUGUCUCUAUCUCCUUUGCCGUGAUUGGUUAUCUCAGUUUUGGUCAGGAUGUCGAGCCCAACCUCUUUUUAAAUUUUCCUGCCGAGGAUUAUGUCGUCAAUAUCGGCCGAUUUGCGCUUGGUUUCAGCAUGAUUUUGACAAUUCCAAUGGGAUUCUACCCAACCAGAGAAGCAGUACAGAAAUUACUAGGAUUUGAAACGGCGACACGUCAACCGAGCCAGAUGCAGCAUUAUUUGGUGACGAUUGGGCUAUUUAUUAUAAUUACGGUAUUAGGUAUCAGCGUCAGAUCGUUGGGUAAAGUGUAUGCAUUGAUUGGUGGGUUUGCAGCUACCUUUUUGGCUUAUAUAUUGCCCGCGUUUGCAUGUUUGGUCACAAGAAGGUACCCGGCAGUGACGGAUGAUGUAAAGCAACCUUUGCUUGCAGAUGAUGGAAAUGAGCAUCGAACACCCUCCUCUUUAGUGUCACAAGAAGAUCCAAGUGUACCUCCCUUUGGAUUGUUGGAUUGGUCUGCUUUGGUCUUGAUGAUUUGGGGUACCGUUGUCAUGGUCUUUGCUACCUCGGGCGCAUUCAAGUAAUUAGAGUCACUUUCUCUUAUCAACAAUAAAAACAUUUAUUAUAUACCCAUUCUAUCGCGUGAUUUGUGUCAUUUCUUUUCAUCUAUCAUGUUAUAACCCCUUCAUUAAAAGAUGCCGAUAAAAGUAAGGGUCCCC
This is a messenger RNA of Mucor mucedo, 1513 nucleotides long. RefSeq names its product transmembrane amino acid transporter protein-domain-containing protein. Gene Ontology annotation, biological process: amino acid transmembrane transport. The transcript has 4 exons. The record is from RefSeq and is a predicted model, not a curated record. Bases 38 to 1378 code for a protein of 446 amino acids. Gene Ontology annotation, molecular function: amino acid transmembrane transporter activity. Lineage: Eukaryota; Fungi; Mucoromycota; Mucoromycetes; Mucorales; Mucoraceae.